Molecule: messenger RNA, 2482 nt
Organism: Porites evermanni
Lineage: Eukaryota; Metazoa; Cnidaria; Anthozoa; Scleractinia; Poritidae
Source: the annotation of a GenBank genome assembly
AUGUAUAUUAACUCUAUCUCAUCCAUCGAGGCGACUUUCGUGAACAUCACGUUUCAAUCAAGCAAACAGGAAGACUUGAACGACGCCUUAUCGGUUCGCUUAAGUCACACACGCGAAAACCGAUCAAAUUCAAGGUACAUUUUUGAAAAAGUGAGGCGUUCUUAACUGAUCCAACUAAUAUAGCUAGGAAGUAGGUGCCAUAGAAAAGGUAACUACAGAAAAAAACUUUGCGGCCCGACCUUUACUAAAACUUUAUAAGUCCGUGAACUUACCUCAUUUUCGGCAAUCUCCAAGUUUUGCCGCCAUUUUGAAGUACUUGUCAACAUGAAGCGUAGCAGAUAAAAAUCGAGCAGGUAGAUCUAAAACAGCCAGAAAUACAUACGAAAGCAUUUAAAUGAACUUCACUUUCAAUUCAAGGGGCAAAAUCUGAAAUUGUUCGUUAAACCUACCAUUCCUACAUCCCCAUGCGACCAUUUCUUCCAACAAUUCAAACACUACAACUAGUGACCACUAGUGUUCGAAUUUCCCUUGUCGAUUCCACCGUAAGAAAUAACCUGUGCCACCCAAGCUUCGACUCGAAUGUGAAGUACGAAUCAAACAACAUAACUGCGUCAUCUUCGAGGCCAUAUCACGAUGGUAUUUUGAUUUUCUGAUCGACAAGAACGGUGAUCAGGAGGUGAUCGCCAUGUUUACCUCAUAAAGGUGACCGCUGACCAGCCGCUGAAUGAAAACAGUACACCGCGGGGUGGUGUGGGUGGCGGACUUAUCGUGAUAAGAUAUUCGAAUACACGCUAAAAAAGCUUCAGGACUCUCAGUCUAAACAGUGAAGGCAUGCUUCGUGGUACAGACAACUUUUAUUUUAUUCUCAUAACUUUUUCCUUAAAAUUAGAACUGGUAUUAAUUAAUAGAGUUAUUUAAAUUUUUUUUAACCGAGGUACCCAUAUGACCUUUUUGCUUGUCCUCAGUGGUAUAAAAUAAGGUGUCUUUUCUUCCAGAACCUUUUAUUUAUGCGUUAUUGCAGUGGAAUGAACACUAUACUUAGAAGGUUUGUUCUGAAUCAUUUUGCGGUUCCCAAGAAUGUAUGCAAAAUCAUAGCUUUAUACAAAGCUGACUCUAAAAUAUGAUUUUCCGUAACAGUAACCAAUGUCAUUUAGGUAAGGUGUUGAUAAAACUAGCAAUGUACAAUUUUUAGCGUUUUCCACUUAUAAGACUGACGUACAAUUGUCAAGUGAACUAUGUUAGUUUCAACUCAUUCCUUGAUUUGAUGUGACCUUUUAUCACUAACCCCCAUUCUUUUCAUCUGCAAUUUUCCUGUACUUUUUUUUUUUUUUCAUAUGACAACGACAAAGAGUUUUAUAAGUAAACCGAUUUUUUGGUGUACCACGCUUAUUACAUUUUAUAUUCAAAUACAUGCAAAAGGCCGGCUAAAUAAGCUCCUCCCCCUGCUCCUAAUUUUUUGGGUUGCCUUCGCCCCAUGCCUCUGACGACUCCCUGUCGGCUAAAAGGAAAUUUGAAAGACUGCUAUGCAGGAAACAUUUUCUUUUUCUUCAUUUUCAUUUUCCCUCUACAAUUUUUUUAUAAGUAUGUAAAGAUAUAAAAGACAUAAAGGUUUUUACAAGUAAACUGUUUUUCUUUUUUGUACCACUCUUAAUAUAUACAUAUACUUUGUUCUCGCAAAAUGGUGGGUAAGAACGGCUGAAUAUAUACCUACUUGGAAAUAAAAUGAUGCUGUUUGGUUUCCCGUUAAAACAUUACGUAUGAGUGACGCGUGUCCCCUCAAAUUGUGACAAAACCACCUCACAAAGUCAAAGCAAAAGAGAAAAAAGUGUAAUUUUCAUAGCCAACUUACAGUCUCUACAUUUUAGACAGCUACAAGGGCCAUUGGGUCACUGCUUGAUGGUGUAGUUAUCCUUCCACUGAGCACUGGAGUUCAUGGGUCAUUUCCUUUAUUUUUGACAUUAGAACAGCUUUAAAAUCUCUAGAUUUAAGCUGGGUUGAAAAAUCCUCAUCCCUUACCCUUUCAGAAGACGACAGUACCAAUGUUAUCGAGAGACAGGGUAGUGAACCUUUCCAGUCGAAUUUAAGUGAAGGAUAGGCACUUCAUAAGCCAAAAGGUGGCGCUGUUCGCUUCUAAGAGAAAGUAAAGCAGUAUCUCAACUCCAAGUUUGAAAUUGGUGAGCAAUCUGGAAGGAAAGAGGAUCUGCGACAAUUCUCGCAAGAUAUGAGGAAAGCGAAGGGGGAAAACAGGGAGGGCCAGUUUUCCCGGGAAGAGUGGCUGACCAAAGCCCAAAUACAAGGAUUUUUCUUCCGUUUGUCCUCCUCGAGAUGGAGACGGGUAGGUUCGUCUCCGAGCACCGCGGUUGACGAUAAAUCUGACGAGGAAUUAAUUGACGAAGAAGAAGUGAAUCACAUGACCACCGUCGAAUCAGUUGUAACAGAAAUUGGCUUAACGCAUCCGAUUGUCUAUGACAUUUAUGACUAG